Messenger RNA from Homarus americanus (American lobster), 10911 nucleotides. Its product is annotated as serine-rich adhesin for platelets-like. The record is from RefSeq and is a predicted model, not a curated record. NCBI's taxonomy places the organism in Eukaryota, Metazoa, Arthropoda, Malacostraca, Decapoda, Nephropidae. The transcript has 10 exons. The coding region runs from base 311 to 9601 and encodes 3096 amino acids.
GGAGCCUCGCGCACACUCUCCCUUUCACGGCCACGGUCACCACACCUCCCUCGUCCCGGCGCUUGACACGACCUUCUGAGUGUUGUGAUUUGAUGAAUCUUUUUCGGAAACAUUUAUAUCGAGUGGUUCAGAGACCAACAAAAUAUUACCUUAUUUUGUUGAGAAACGUCUUCCUGAUAACGCACUGAAAAUAGUACUUUCGCAACUUGUCGUCGUGUGAAGUGUAUUUCCCUUACUCCCUUGAUCCCCAUUGAACCGUGACCCCAGGUGGCUCUAGAUGACCCGUGGCACCAGCUGAGUUUCUGCCAGGAUGGAGUGGUUGAAUGUCAUCCUCGUCGCUCUCGUCAUCAACUCCAUCAAGGGUGUGUUGUUCCAGUGUGGCGAGGAGAUCCUCGUCCAACGGGGAGAGAAGAAAGUCCUUCGCUUCUGGAGUCCUCAAGAUCAGUUUCUCAACGUCGACGUUGUCUCAAAACACCCAGAGGGAGGAGGAGGAGGAGGAAAAGAAGGAGAAGUAGGUGAUCAGGGUACAACAGGUGUUGGUCCGUCCCCUACCAAUACCUCCGCACAAAAACCUGACGAGGUCAUCGAUAAUAAUAUACAGACCAAAUUGGAGGUAGGCGCCCAGAGUGAUGUACCUGGUGAACAGGGCGAACUGUACUACGGGUUUGGAAGCAGAUUAACGACUAAACCCCUUGGCAAUGCCCCAGAUGCAGGAGGACUUCAGGUUACACAAGGUAGCACCAACCUCGACGAGGAAACGUAUGGCAUUUCAUCCCAGCAACAGGAAAGUGAGAGUGAAAAGAAACAUCAAAAUGAAGGCGUUGGUGUCCAUACUGUGUUCCUUGAGGACUCUAUAAUAUAUGACUAUAAAACACAGGAUGAUUACGAUGAUCACAACACACAGCAGCUUGACAUUUACACCAAUAUCCAGCAGGUUCAGGAUCCCGUUUUGAGUCCCGUUCAAUAUGAGACGGAGGCGACUCAAAACAUGACUGAAAAUCCGUAUUUGGGUCCGAAUGACUAUGAGGACGGCAUGACUGAGAAUCCCUAUUUGAUAACCACUGAUAAUGAGGAUGAAGAAGCCACCACCACGCUGGGACCUCGACGUAAACAAGAAGGACCCGGUCAUUCCUCUGGAGAUCCUCCCCUACUCGACGACACUUCAAGCAACAAUCACCUGACAACUACUGAGUAUGAGAACCAAGAAGCAGUGAGUUUUACAACACUACGGCCGAGGCAAGAUCAACGACCUCUAGCCUCAGGGGAGCCCACGACGACCCCAGGAAAAGAUGGAGUCGUGGAACAAAACACAGCAAGGGUUCCCACGGCCGGAGGAUCACCCGGGGAGCAGCAUUCACCCGACGGAGAAAAGUUCACUGAAGAUUCUGAAUCAACCACGACCACAUCUGCCGACGUCACGGCCCAGGACGCUACAGAUGCACCGUCACAACAGAAGCAACAAACUGCUGACAACACUACAAUUAAACACAAGAUGGGGAACCCGUCUGAGGAAGUUGUAACACCGCAGACUGACGACGACACAACGGUGUUGACAACAACAGAUAAACAGUCGACAGCUACAACCACUCAGCAGGGUGCAGCGGUUACAGACCCAACACCUGGUGACAAUCAAUCACUCGCCAGGGACGAUCUAGUAUACGCGCAGGAUGAGGGAACAGAUUCUACUGGAGCGUCUGUUGUGGUCGGGGAGUCAGGACCCACAACCACCACGCCACAGACCCACAGAGAUGCUGACACAGAAAUGGCACACACAACCACAGACAUACCACAGACAGACUUGGGUCAAUACGCAGAGGCAGUAGAAGCAGAAACAGACAGAACACAGAUAGACGCGGAUCAAUACACAGAAGCAGCAGAGGUAGCAUCCCUCACAGACCACAACACCACAGCAGCCGGUGACGAAGAUUAUGUUCUAGUCACGACAGAAAGUGGACGUGUCGUGACGGAAAGCCCACAGCCAGGAACAGCACAGCCAGACACGACAAAGGUGACCGCCUCGCUGACCCACAGGACGCCAGGGUUUGCCCAACACUCGGCUUCGGAUAAAUCAGCGACGGAGAGGCCGGAGGAGAGUACUGACCAGGAGUUUCUCGCUCUCACAGACCUUCCGACCACUGCCAGCCCUAUCCACACGAGGAAAGAACAGCACACAACGACGAAGCCUGAAGAUGAGGAGGAACCAAAAGAGACAGGAUCGCACACUACAGAAAGCGGUGCAGAAACCACAGAAAUCCCUGCAGACACCAUAGCAACUACCACAGCACCCAGCAGUAGUGCCAACGACGUGGCUGUUGGUGUAGCCCUGGACACAGCAACACUCGACCAGGAGAACAUCUGGGAUAAGUAUGAACUGGAUAUCUACGACUUCUUGAUUGAUAGCUUCGACUUAAGCAGCUACCUCCAACAGGUGGCAGCCAGGGACGACCUGGAGAUUGUUACUGAGGACGACCACAAGACCAUGACCACACCUCCUGUAGACGGAACCAGUGACCACAAGACCACGACCACACCUUAUGUAGACGGAACCAGCGACCACAAAACCACGACCACACCUGUAGACAAAACCAGCGACCACAAGACCACGACCACACCUGUAGACGGAACCAGCGACCACAAAACCACGACCACACCUGUAGACGAAACCAACGACCACAAGACCACGACCACACCUCCUGUAGACGGAACCAGCGACAGCAGUGUCUCUGAAACUAUACCUACCACAAACUACACUGGAGACCCCGGUGAGGUUCUCUCUGGUGAUAUAGUAAACCCUGGUGAUGUUUACACGACACACAGCCCACACCAGAGUGAGACGGAUGCGUCAGGUAACAGGGAAGCAACAACAGAGCAAAGUAUUAAUGAUAUAUACACUAUGGGACCAGAGCCACCAAAGACUACAGAAGUGUCGGUCUCAGGGUUCUUCAUCGAUGUAAGCCAAGGUGAGGACAGCACGAUUGAACCAACUAGAGGCGUGAGUGUUGGCGGGAUAGGUGAUCCUAGCAUCGGGGGAUCAGGUCAGGUCAGCGACAACAACAGUGCCUCCUCUGCCACCACCACAACCACCACCACAACCACCACGUCAAACGAAGCAGUUGAUUCCGGAGAUAUUUUUGACAGGAUCAUAGACCGUUUAACUGUAGCUCUCGAGAAAAUUCCUGAAAAUUAUCCAACCUCCAUGGAAGAAAACUUGGCCCUUGAUAUCAGCAGUCUAUUUGAGAUUAAGAAUAACACAAGUGAUGUGACACAAAGUAACACAACUUCAUGGUCACACCUCCCUGAUGUACCUCGCCAAGGUAAUAACACGAGCAACGACCAGGAUGAGACAACCACCGAGGUGUAUGUGUCUGACCUCACACUAGGGCUUAACACCUUUACCAUGGGCGGCUAUAUAGAUCUGAGUAUGGGAGAAAAGCUUGAAGACACAGCUAACACGACCCAGGGUCCAAGUGAGGCCUUGGCGGAGGCUUCGGCACAGACAUCAACGGAGACUCAAACAGGAAGUCCAUACUAUGAAGACUCGAUAAUAACAGACGAUGAAGAUUUUAAAGGUUAUGAUUAUUACGAGGACUUGGUUGACUCGCUCACUGCUAAAGACAGACCGUACGAGAAUAACAACAAUACUACGGUGGCAGAGGAGACAGGUGGGGUCGCUACACAUCCUACACAUCAACUUAACACAGCCGUCACCUUUUUAUACCCCGGGCUGGAAAUGACUUCAGAAGCUUACGUGACAACCGAGACCCCAGAGGCAAUACACGUGACAGCAUUGACCCCAGAGACAAUACACGUGACAACAGAGACCCCAGAGACAAUACACGUGACAACAGAGACCCCAGAGACAAUACACGUGACAACAUUGACCCCAGAGAUGGAACACGUGACAACAGAGACCCCAGAGACAAUACACGUGACAGCAUUGACCCCAGAGACAAUACACGUGACAACAGAGACCCCAGAGACGGAACACGUAACAACAUUGACCCCAGAGAUGGAACACGUGACAACAUUGACCCCAGAGACAAUACACGUGACAACAUUGACCCCAGAGACGGAACACGUGACAACAUUGACCCCAGAGAUGGAACACGUAACAAAAUUGACCCGGGAGACAGAACACGUGACAACAUUGACCCGAGAGAUAGAACACUUGACAACAUUGACCCCAGAGACAGAACACGUGACAACAUUGACCCCAGAGACGGAACACGUGACAACAUUGACCCCAGAGAUGGAACACGUAACAAAAUUGACCCGGGAGACAGAACACGUGACAACAUUGACCCGAGAGAAAGAACACUUGACAACAUUGACCCCAGAGACAGAACACGUGACAACAUUGACCCCAGAGACGGAACACGUCACGCCACACACACAAACAGGAAUAAAAAAUGAUGAAAUUUCCUCCCAGCCCGUCUCCGUAAUUAGAGAUAAUAAUAAGCCUAAUGAAGGUGACAUUAUGGCCACCACGGACGCUACCACCACGGACGCUGCCCCCACGGACGCUGCCACUACGGAUGCGGCCACCACGGACGCUGCCACCACGGACGCUACCACCACGGACGUUGCCACCACGGAUGCGGCCACCAUGGACACUACUAUAACGAACACUGCUUUCACGAACACUGCCAUCAAGGAAGCUGCCGUCAUGUAUGCUGCCACCAUGGACUUUACCACCACGAACGCUGCUACCACUAAUGCUGCCACCACGGACGCUGCCACCACGGACGCUGCCACCACGGACGCUGCCACCACGGACGCUGCCAUCACGAACGCUGCCACCACGGACGCUGCCACCACGGACGCUGCCACUACGGACGCUACCACUACGGACGUUGCCACCACGGAUGCGGCCACCAUGGACACUACUAUAACGAACACUGCUUUCACGAACACUGCCAUCAAGGAAGCUGCCGUCAUGUAUGCUGCCACCAUGGACUUUACCACCACGAACGCUGCUACCACUAAUGCUGCCAUCACGAACGCUGCCAUCACGGGCGCUGCCACUACGGGCGCUGCCACUACAGACGCUGCCAUCACGAACGCUGCCAUCACGGACGCUGCCAUCACGAACGCUGCCAUCACGGACGCUGCCAUCAUCACGAACGCUGCCACUACGGACGCUGCCACUUCAGACGCUGCCACUUCAGACGCUGCCAUCAGGUACGCUGCCAUCAAGGACAAUACAAUCACGGACGCUGCCACUACCGACGCUGUCACUACCGACGCUGCCACUACCGACGCUGUCACUACCGACGCUGCCACUACCGACGCUGUCACUACCGACGCUGCCACUACCGACGCUGUCAUCACGAACGCUGCCAUCACGGACGCUGCCAUCACGAACGCUGUCAUCACGAUAUCUACCACUACGGACGCUGCCACUACGGAAGCCGCCACUACGAACGUUGUCACUAUGGACACUACCACAAUGGACAUCAACUCUCUCAGUGAGGGACAGGAUGACGAGGCAACAAGUAUUCCUCAACCAGCAGCUGAAGACGCAAUAACCGGUAACUCACCCGCUGACAGUGACUCUACUACAGCCUUUUCCAUUCCUCUGGUGAUCCUUAGAAACCAGGAGAUGCUCAACAAUCUGCUAAACACCCAGGGCGUCAACAGUAACAGCAAGAUCAUCAUCAAGGAACAAGGUAGUAAGGUGGCAAUCAGCUCCCCAGCACACCACCUGGACCACACAAGUACCCUGGACGAUCAUACUACAGAGGCCCAGGACCUAGUUUAUGCACUUACGACAACACCUCUGUCAGUAGAUACAACAACUGUGUCACCAUCAGCUCCGGAUACACACACGGUGGGGUCAUCGCCGAGCGUCAAGACGGAAGGAGAUGAUGUCGUGAUCCACACUAACACGUCAAUUCCUCAUGAUGCUGGUGAGGUAGACGAGAAGGAAGAAACAGAUAGUGUGAUCCAGUCCUAUACGGAUAAUAGCACAGGGACUAAGCAAACAGUCGAUAAAACUCAGGACACAAGAGAGGGCGCGGGGACAGGUGAACAAGCCACACACGACCCCACCAACAGCAGCCUCAGUGGAUCAUCAUCUGAAUCCCUGUUGAACUCUCCGAGUCACGGAACAACUGAGGCGGCCAACUCUCACGAGGGCCAAGACGCGGCUCCAACACCAACACCCACCAACAACCACACACCAACUCCUCUGGCCGGCGACGACGACACCACCGACGGUUAUUACACGCCGGAUACCACGUCCUCAACUCUGAGCGGGGUUGACAUCAGAGGAACGACUGUAAGUAUAGAGGAACACAUUAAAGAGGUUACCACACCUUCUCCUGAAGUUGACAGGACCACAGAGGAGCCUGAAUUAGCCACUAUCCUCAUCCCAUUCUCCUUCGUCCAGUACCUCGGUCAGAUGUCCAAAGAGAAAAACACUACGAAGCAGAGUUCUACGUCAAGUGGCAACGACCGACCUAUUAUUGCUGGGGAAGGAAAUCCAGUGUUUGGUGGUGAUGGAGGUCCACUGAAUACUGGUGAAGGCAGACCCACAAACCCUGAAGACACGUCAGUGUAUGGUGGUGAAGACACACCAGUGUAUGGUGGUGAAGACACACCAGUGUAUGGUGGUGAAGACACACCAGUGUAUGGUGGUGAAGACACGUCAGUGUAUGGUGGUGAAGACACGUCAGUGUAUGGUGGUGAAGACACACCAGUGUAUGGUGGUGAAGACACGUCAGUGUAUGGUGGUGAAGACACACCAGUGUAUGGUGGUGAAGACACAGUGUAUGGUGGUGAAGACACACCAGUGUAUGGUGGUGAAGACACGUCAGUGUAUGGUGGUGAAGACACGUCAGUGUAUGGUGGUGAAGACACACCAGUGUAUGGUGGUGAAGACACACCAGUGUAUGGUGGUGAAGACACACCAGUGUAUGGUGGUGAAGACACACCAGUGUAUGGUGGUGAAGACACACCAGUGUAUGGUGGUGAAGACACACCAGUGUAUGGUGGUGAAGACACACCAGUGUAUGGUGGUGAAGACACGUCAGUGUAUGGUGGUGAAGACACACCAGUGUAUGGUGGUGAAGACACGUCAGUGUAUGGUGGUGAAGACACGUCAGUGUAUGGUGGUGAAGACACACCAGUGUAUGGUGGUGAAGACACGUCAGUGUAUGGUGGUGAAGACACAGUGUAUGGUGGUGAAGACACACCAGUGUAUGGUGGUGAAGACACGUCAGUGUAUGGUGGUGAAGACACACACACCAGUGUAUGGGUGAAGACACACCAGUGUAUGGUGGUGAAGACACUGUAUGGUGGUGAAGACACACCAGUGUAUGGUGGUGAAGACACACCAGUGUAUGGUGGUGAAGACACACCAGUGUAUGGUGAAGGAAGACCUGGGUAUGGUGAGGAUAGACCUGUGUAUGGUGGGUCGGGAGGUGGAGGCCUCAGUCGUAAGGACGACACGGGGAUCACCGAGUAUGGUGGAGAUUCUCCCUUCUUCAUCAAGCUGCCGGGAAGCCCUAACGCUGUACCGGUCUUCCUGCAGUAUGAACCAAUACAGAUAAAGUACGUCCCAUCAGACCACGCGGAGGACGACAAACCUGGUACCAAGACCUCAGAGGACGACAGUACCGAUACUGAAGGUCUCCGGGAGCAAGCCGAUGAAAGUGGGAGCAACAAACCUCCCCAGAUGACGAUGAGCACACCUGAGGAUGUGUCCUACGUGACAAACACCCCAGACACAGAGGUGCCCACGCUGGUGUCAGACUCUGAACACAUCAUGGCAAAGGAAGAACCCCAACAGACAACAGGUACCAACUCCUUCAUGAGCGGAGUCUACCGCAUACUGGACGACGUCGUCAGUGCCGUCAACAACCAAGUGGCGGGGCAGGAGGCGGCGAAGAAGCAACCGGAUGACAUUUUCACACCCCACAGACCUAUAAUAAAGACUCCGGACCCGUUCUUCUUAAUGGAAGCGCCUCAGCUUGGUACGCAUGAUAACCCCUCUUCAGAAGCACCGCGACACCCGUCCAGUGAUGAUCAGCAGAAUGACGGCGAUUAUACUGUAGACCUUUCUAGCAAACUGAGUUUCGAGGGCGGUAAACCUCAGCCACAGGCAGGCACGGUCGAGGAUGUUCCGCUGGGAAUGAAGCAGGAGAUUCUGUACCCUGGUGACUACUACAGCCACGACGUGUACGCAGGAGCAGACAUCGGGUCUCUACUCAACCCCGUGUUUGAGCUGAGCACUAAGACCACUACACUCUCACACGAGGAGCGCAUGAACCCCCAAUACACCCCCUUUCCUAUCACCGCCAACCCCCCACGACGCACCUCUGCCUCCACGCCCACAACCCCUCGUCCCACGUCCUCAUACACACCUGUUACAGAUGUUGUGAGCGACACAUCAUCCACAAACACCACCGACACGCCCAUGUUCAGAACACCUUCGACAACUACCACCCAAAAAAUUUUGCCCAGUAUCGAAUACUCGCCAAUACCUGCCACCAACUUCGAUGAUUCAUACGACUCUUCCUUCAUUCCUCAACAUUUGUUCAAUAAGGAAAACCAGGUCCUGACACCCUACCCGAACACUCCGAGCGGAUACCCGCUGGUGUUCCAUGGGCCACCGCACAAAGCGAAUGAAGGGGCCACCCAGGAGGACGACACCCGAAAAGUCUCUGCCGUGCCCUUUAUGAUCUCUGAUGUAGCAGUAGUGAGGAAGGCGUCAUCAACACCACCAGGCACAGCGGGAGUCACCACCACGCCUCCCACCACCACCCAGAAUGCUCCUCCCCCUUCAGAACACUUCAUGGCGCACCAACAGGUGUGGUCGUUCCCUCAGUCCCGGGAGGAGCCAGGGGAGGACCAUCAUCUUGCCAGGCCACCACCUAACCCCCGCCGCGUGUACUCCGCCUUCUACUCCCCCCUCGAGGUCCCCGGCCUCGACCCCUCCGUCUUCGGUUAUAGGAAGGUGCCGCAGGUGCAGAAUGAUAAGGGUGGUGGUAGUGGUGCUCCUGUGUACACCUACGACACCACGCCGCGGCAGGAGGAAUCUUCAGGAACGCGGGGAGGCGAGGAGUCCAGCCCACACGAUGACCAAGCACAACACGUCUUCCUUGGGCCUAAGUUCUUCCAGUACCUUAACAGCCUGCCAUACGCGCUCCUGCAUAAGUUCCUGGACCAGACGUCGACAGGAACGGAGGCGGAUCAAGAAAGGCUGAAGCGCUCUGCCCCUCGCCCAGGAAAACAAAUCUUCUGCGAGUGGGAUAUAAAGACUGAGCAAGGUCUCUACCUGCUGAUGACGUUCCACAACCUGUCGGCGUCCUAUAGCGUCGACUGUAACGGCGCCUACAUUGAGGUGGAGAGAGAGAACAACGGCUACGAUGCCAGAUGGUGUGGCAACAGGGUCUCCGAGCCUGUGCCGCGGCCGCACGUCAUCUUCGCCAAGACUGAGGUGCGCAUCACUGUGUACGACGACGGAGACGCCUCUAAGUCCCUCCCUACAGGCUUCGAAGCAGACAUUGAAGUGAUCGAUCUGUUCGACUCUCGGGACUACAAUUCCUUCAUGAGAUCCAACGCCUAUCCACAUAUCCGGCGCCUCCUGCUAGGGUAGUCCACCUCCCUCCUCCAGCCCACAGUAACUCGGUACAGUUACGGUGUUUCCGUGACUUCACGAAAAUAGGUGUUACGUCUGCCCAGCGUAAAUGAUGAUGCCAGGAAUACUGAUGUGGGGAGGUUGCGACUGUAGGUGUUUCUUCUGCCCAACUUACGGGAUGACGAUGGGACUACAUGCGCCUUCAUUUUCGUAAUACCUGACAGUCGAAAAUUCUAUAUUGUUUACUAAACGUCAUUCCAUCAGCGUAACAAGCACUGUGCAUCAAGGAAGUAUUCUUGAAGGACUUGUUAAAGAGAUACGACAAUAUGUGAAUAAGUUUGAAGUAAGGAAAAGAAAUUAAAUUUGACGGUGCUCCUUUAGAGACAGAACCAUUCACAUUCUUCUACAGAAACCUAGAGUAAUGAAAUAUGAGUAUCUUUAAAACAAUUUGUAGACAACCAGAUAGAUGUUUCGUGCCUUGCUGAUGAUGAAUGAAUACCAUAACAGAACAGCACAAAGGAUGAAUGAAUGACUACAAAUAUAGGGAGAAGUCUCUGCUCUUCACUCUGGCCAACCUCCAGUGUAGUUAGUAAAAGGCUUCCAAGAAUGAAAUAUAACCUGAAAACAACUAAUUAUACACCUAACCUUUUGAGAAGUACCAACAAAUUUAUCAACAAAUAUAAAUCUAAUAUCGUGGAUAAGUACGACACACCUUACUUCAGCUGCGAUUCUCAACGAGCUUACUAUAUUUUUUUCUCCGCUAAACGAAAAACUCGGAACUUAGCUAGUAAGUAUCGAAAUAUAACCGCAUAUUUCUUGUAGAAUAUAAUAAUUAUUACAUUUAAUGGGAAGUAUUAUUCUAUAAGAAUAUGAUUACUGUAUAAUUUAGCAGUUAUCGUACUUUCCUCUCAGGAGCGUUGAGAAAGGCGUUCUAAUUCACUUCUCAGGACAAGACAAGAUUUGACAAGACGAGGGGAUGACGUUGACACAAGUACUCCAAUUCUGUUUACAUUUUAUUCCGUUAUUUUCCCCCGAAUGAGGCAUUAAUUAAAUAGAUGGUAUACAGACAUAGGUAUAAUUUAUUACCUGAAGAUGAGUAACUUUUGGUGUCACUACAUAACGAGACUGUAGCCCCGCUUCUCCCGACCCACAUUACCACCUGUAGUGCUUCCCCCAUCACCACCUGUAGUGCUGCCCCCAUUACCAUUUAUAGUGCUGCCCCCAUUACCAUUUAUAGUGCUGCCCCCAUUACCUCCUGUAGUGCUGCCCCAUCACCACCUGUAGUGCUGCUCCCAUCACCACCUGUAGUGCUGCCCCAUCACCUCCUG